Naumovozyma dairenensis CBS 421 is the source of this 228-nucleotide messenger RNA. RefSeq lists its product as uncharacterized. The coding region runs from base 1 to 228 and encodes 75 amino acids. Lineage: Eukaryota; Fungi; Ascomycota; Saccharomycetes; Saccharomycetales; Saccharomycetaceae. The record is from RefSeq and is a predicted model, not a curated record. The transcript has a single exon.
AUGCUAUUUAAUUCAGUUCUAAAACGUUCUAUUAGAAAUACAGCUGUUAGGCAAUUUGUAACUAAUGGAGCUGCACAUACUAUAAGGCCAGUGAGAGGUUUACCAUGGGUUUCAUCUGAGAUUCAAAGAGUAGCACCAACAAUAUUACGUUGGAGUACAUUUCUAGUUGUAGUUCUAGGAUGGCCAGCACCUUUCUAUUAUUAUCAUAAGAUCAAAUAUCAAAGUUAA